UUGGGGCAGGUUCCACCGGGUGUGUACUGGCCAGUCGCUUGUCUGAGGACAAAGAUGUCUCCGUGCUGUUGCUAGAGGCUGGAGGUGACGACCGCGGCAACGACAUCAUCAAGACUCCCGGCAAGUCGCACUUGGUGAUGCACACAGAGUUUGAUUGGGAGUAUUACACGGUGCCACAGAAACAUGGACUCAAGGGAUAUAAUGAGAGGAAAGCAUACUGGCCGCGAGGGCGAGGUCUCGGCGGCACCUCCAACCUCUACAGCAUGGUGGUGAUCCGAGGCCAUCGACUGGACUACGACCGUUGGGCGGCCGGCGGCGCCGAGGGCUGGAGCUAUGACGAAGUUUUACCUUUCUUUCUCAAAUCUGAAGAUAUGACCGACCCAGAAUUGGCCAAGGACACAAAGUACCACAGCACUGGUGGACCAAUGAAAGUCUCCGUACCCCACACGAUGCCACUCACAGACAUACUUAUCAAUGCCGGCCUUGAACUCGGCUUCCAGGUCACAGAUCCGAAUGCUGAGAAAAUGAAGGGUAUAUCCCACACACAGUCCAACUCCUACAAAGGGGUCAGAUGGAGCUCGUCACGUGGCUACUUGCAUCCAGUACUGUCCCGGGAGAACUUGCACGUAAAGAUCAACUCUCACGUGACCAGGAUCCUGUUUGAGGGCAAGAGAGCGGUGGGAGUUGAGUUUAUCUACAAUGGAAGAAAGGAAAGAGUCAGAGCAAACAAAGAGAUCAUCCUCUCUGGUGGAGCAGUCGGCUCACCACAGAUCCUCAUGCUCAGCGGCAUUGGACCAAGGAAGCACUUAGAGGAGCUUGGAAUCCCAGUAGUCGCUGACCUGCCAGUGGGUCAGAACUUGCAGGACCAUCUGUUCUUUGAGUACUCCAUCGGUCUUGAUGAGGUGGUCAGUGCUACCAAGGAAAUACAGGAAUCCCUGUGGACCUGGCUGAAGCUUAAACUGUUUGGAACAGGUGUGCUCAGUUCCAGCCAUUACGUGGAAGUACAGGUGUUUGACAACACGGGCGAGGAGAGCAAGAAGCUCGACUACCCGGAUCUACAGAUCAUGUUCCAUCAAACUCCGUGGAGAGUUGAGGCACUGAAGAAUUUCGGCUACAGCGAGGAGACAUUAAAGGAGUCCAGCCUGAGAGAGACACACAAGGAUAUGUUUAACUGCGAGUCUUCACUCCUUAGACCUGCCAGUGUUGGGUACAUCAAGUUGAAAUCCAAGGACCCCUUUGACUACCCCAUUAUUGAUCCUAACUACCUUCAUAAACAAGAGGACGUCGACCUUAUAGUCAGAGGAAUCAAUCUAUGCAAGAAGUUUAUGGGCACAUCCUACCUGAAGAAACUGGGUGGCAAGCCGGCAGACAGACCCAACCGGUUCUGUGCUAGCCACAAGUAUGACACCGACGAGUACUGGGAGUGUAUGGUCCGUCAGAAGAUCCACACCAUCUACCACCCCUCUGGAACCUGCAAGAUGGGCAACGCCAGUGACCCCACUGCUGUGGUAGAUCCACAGCUGAGAGUUAUCGGCGUGCAGGGCCUACGUGUUGCUGACACCUCCAUCAUGCCAGACAUCGUUUCCGGAAACACGCACACGCCAGUGGUAAUGAUCGGGGAGAAGGCAGCUUACAUGAUCCGUGGCCGAUAG
Candidula unifasciata is the source of this 1652-nucleotide messenger RNA. The record is from the annotation of a GenBank genome assembly. NCBI's taxonomy places the organism in Eukaryota, Metazoa, Mollusca, Gastropoda, Stylommatophora, Geomitridae.